GGGCACGUCUCGUGAGGCAGGCAGUCAGCGCGGAACGAGCGGCGCGUACGCACGUCGCGGCUUCACGCAGUCGGAAUACGAUCGCGGGACCCAUAUUGUGUCGUAAACUGUCAAUCGUGCCCGUUACAAUAGUGUUUCAUAACAGUUCAGUGAUUUGUUUUAUUUUAAAGGACAUCCCACACCAACGACUCUGCAAAGAGAUUAUCGAACAUACGUCUUAAAUGCCGCCCUCGACCGGGGCCCGUUGCAGAGACGACGAAUAAACGAGUAACAAGUCGACAAUGUGACGGAUUGUGACAGUUUCCCGCCGAAAACUAAACAUCCACCAUUUUGAUUUUUUCGAACACAAGUGUUGCCAGCCAAGAGAUGGCGUUAUUAUGGUGUGUGCUGGCGUGCGCGCUGGCCAUUGCGCAGGCUCAGUCGAACUACGGGUCCCAAGCGAACAAUAUCGAAUACCAGGGAGAGGGGCUCCCUGAACAAACCGUUCUCGAUGGAAAGGUUACAAAACUCGAUGAUUUGAGUCCAGUGAUAUUCUUGAACCGAACGAAGGCUGCCCUCAACUGUGCCGCCGGCUCUAUGCAGAUCGAGUUGAAAUUCAACGAGAAGUUCUAUGGCAUAGCUUACGCGGACUUCGACCGUCACUCGGCCUGCCAGGUGCAGGGCAAGGGGGCUCUCUCCUACAAGCUGGAACUGCCGCUCAAAGGAUGUGGCACCAAACAGGAUCCUCUGCGAGUGUUCACCAACAACAUCGUGGUGAGGUUCCACCCAGGGUUAGAGAUGGACGGAGACGAGGUCAUCACCAUCGUCUGCCGCUACCCGCCGCCCAUCGUGCCCAAACCCGUCUUCAACCCCCUUAUCUUCACGCCAGAGACAGGUCCCCUCCCUGCGAAGGCACCUCUCGCCGGCACCCACAUCUUGAUGAUCAUCUGCGCGAUCCUGUUCCUCACGCUGCUGCUCCUGGGUCUCGGAGUGUCCUACCUGUGUCUGAGGAGACGAGCCCUCCCAGCGCCGAGGAGGUUCAUCGAUGACUCCUCUGCUUCUAUUGUUAGCAGGGAGAGUAUUCAAGAGGUCAAGAUCCCCCGAGCUCACCCAGUGUACCCGGCGGCGGCAGAGGUAGCCAGCGUGGCGUCCGACACGAUACCGUCCGACUAUCCCUCGGAGACUCCCAGCGAAGCCGAGCAGGCACACAGUAACGCUGCCUUCAUGAUGGACGAGUCUUACCAUAGCGAAGGCUACGGCUCAACCCGCGAGGCAAUAACGCAGAACGCCCGCCUGGUAUCAGGCGCGGCGCCCGCCUUCGACGUGCGCGUGCGCGUGCAGCGGCCGCCCGCGCCGCCCUCGCCGCCCUCCACCAUCACGCUCACUGAGACCGACGGAGGCAGUAUACGACAAGCAGCGACGUUCCUCUCCGAGGAACACGAGCGCCAGGAGGCAGUCCGCACAGUGUCGCCGGUGGCCCUCCCCCUCCCCGCGCGUGCCUCCCAGUUGCCUCCUCCAGAGAGACCUCCGAGACCUCCUGCAGUCUACUCCCAGGUUAACAGGGAGAAACAGGAGUGGUCGAGACGUCCGCGGUCCAUCGUGUCCUUGAACACUGAGAUGACCGACACGCACUCUGUCACUGAAGUCACUGACAGAUCACAUGCAAGGAUGUUCCACAUCAAGAAACCUCCUCCACCACCUCCUGUAAUGAGGGAGCGCUUGGAGACUGAAGAACAGGAGAUGCUGAUGGAGAGUCUCGAGCCCAUCCCGGAGACACCCAUCAUGCCAGCCAGGAAACCCGAAAUCACAUCCCACGUAGUAGACGACGUGUUCCUCCGCACGAUCACCGAAAAGAAGACCAUAGAAGACAUUGAGCGCCACAAGCGGCUCGUGACAGAAUACAAGCAGGUGCCGGCCCCUCCGCCACAGUUUGACGUCACUAUACGGAACCACACGGUGCCUGAGGCCCAGUGGGAGAACUUCUCCGACAUCAGCUCAGCAUCAGGCAUGACGCUCACUCCGAAGAUGGAGAGGGUCCCUCUAUCGUUGCCGCCGCAGAAGUACAUUGGUAAAGGCGGCCCCGACCUAUUCUCCCCCGAAUUAAUCAAGCAGACCGACCGGUCUACCCAGAACUACCAGGCCCCACCAUCAGACCUUCCACUCUUACCCGAGCUACCACCAGCUCGCAACCCAUUGUUUAGGGACGAGGAUGACGAGGAUGUGCCAGAACCGAUCCCAGCGCCACCUGUACCGAGCAACUGGAGUGUGCUUACUAGAGUCCUGAAGACUGAGGCUCAGGAUGAGGUACUAUCAGAAACUGAACGUUCAUACCGUCUAACACGCGAGGAACGUCUCCGUUGGCGUGAGCUGAUCACCCACGAGAGCACUCUCCGUCGUGAACUGGCGCGCUCCAGUACUCGCGAGGAGUUCUCCAGGGUGGCACAUGAUCAUCGAUUCGCACCACUUUAUGCUCCACCUAAGUGGGAAGUCAUCAUUCGUAUUCUGGCUCCACCGCCAGAUAAACCCAAAAACCGAUACCGCAAGAAGACAGAGUGGGACUCACGUUCUCGACGUAGUUCCUUGCCCACAUUGUACGAGUACGACAGUGACGCCACCUCGCUGAGAGAUCCGCAACGAUCGCGCCGCUCUUCAUACCGCAGUGACCACGUUGAUAUGAGGUCAAUGUCAGAGAUGAUGGUGGACUACGCGCGUGAGCAGGCAGACACCCACUCGGAAGUGUCGGGCGGCACUCAGCUCGGACGGUACUACGAUGACGACAGCGACUCCGAACAUCCCUUCCAUCAGAACCAGUCAUGGUCCCGCCACUCCCUCCACCGCUCAGUGAGCCAGCCGUCCCUGGCGCGCUCGGCCACCGAGGUGGUGGAGCAGUGGACAGCUCCCGAGGGAGACGUUACUCCCACUCCUGGACGCAGGAUUAGAGGUCCACAAGGGUUAACGACCUUCACCUCAUCUGAAGUGCGAACCUUCCAGGCGUCCCGAGAAUGGCGCGAAUAAAAUAAGUCAAGAAACGAAAAACAGAUGGCGCUGUUCGCAAUUUUACGAUUUUUAUGUACAUUGAAAAGAAAUCUCAGGAAUUGAUUGUAAUUAAGCAAUGUUAUAACAAAAUGAGUUUUGUAAGAUUUUUGUUUAAUGCUCAAAGUUACUCAAGUGAUAAUUGUUCACUGCCUUUUAUUGAUUUUCUUACAUUCCUUUAGGUUUUAAUGUAACUAUUCCGUCCAUAUGUGACUAAUAUCUAUGAGUGACGUAACUAUCAUAGAAUGUUAUAUUUUAAUAUGUAAAUAUACGUGAUGGGCAGAUUUAAGUACAAGAUUGUCUUUUCAUAUAAAAUGUGAUUUUAAAUUGGGAGAGAAUACAAAGGUACCUACUUUUCUCUUGUAGCAAUUUAUGAGAAUGAAAUUAAAAAAAAAUGAAUACUUUAUUCUGUUCAUCGCGUGGACAAUAAUGUAAUAAUAAUUAUAUUAUUGUUUAAAAAUAUUCUAAUAUUUGAAUUGUAUACCAGUGCAUAUUUCCGUUAGCAUUUAGAGUUGCAAGUGUAAAUGUUUUCGCACAAACUUCUAUUUUCAAAUAUUUUUUAUAAUACAACUUUAAAUUCUUCUUAUCCCAAUAAGUACGAAUGUACGUUGUACCAUUAUUUUUUAAAUACUUAACAAGUUUUAUAAUGAUCAAUUUUAGUUUAUUAUAAGUUUUAAUAAAAUAUUAUAAUUUACUUAACUAACAUUGUGCCAAAAUGAACGAUUAACGCUUCUUUUAAAAUUCAAAAUAAUUAAAUAUUUUUAUGUAAAUUUUAAAAUAAUUUUUGCUUAAUCUUGAAAAAGAUGUUUCAGCCAUUUUUCUUUUUAUUCUUUUUUUUAUUCUGCCAAUACUAAUAUUAGUUGUAUAUAGAUAAAUAUAAGUUGAAGAUGUGUUAUACCUAGCAGUUGAGGCAAGACGGGCCAGUAUGGCGGACAUUAUGACCAAUACAAAAAAAAAAAAAUAUUAUUUUUUAUUUACAAUAUUUAUAUGAAAUUAUGAAUGUGAUGUAUUUUUGUAGACUUGUCGUAUUAAAAAAAUGCGAGGAAGAUAUAAAUAAAUCCUGUAUUUAGUUUCUGACAUUUUUGUCCUAUUAAAGAUUAAUGACCAUCAUGACAAUCUUGGGGAUAAAGUGUAUAAUUAGUUUGGUUUAUACAAAAAAAUAUUUACUUGAAUUUCAAAGAAAUAUAUUUCAUUUCGCCUAAAAUAUUCUUAUGAUGAAGUUCUUGCCUCGAUUGCUAUGUGAGUGAGGGAUACAAAGGGCAAUGGGAUGGUGCAAAUAUGUGCUCAAUAACCGGUUGUAACCAGUUUUUAUAUGGAGACAAAUAUUGUGAAAAUACUUGUAGUUAUUUGGACACUUCAAAAAGCAUUUGUCAAAUCAAUGCAUUAGAUCAGCAUUUUAUAAUAAUAAGUAAUUACAUAAUACAAACGAAUGCAAAAUUUAAUCCUAAGUGACAGUGACGUUUCAAUUCAAUGUUGCCAGAUAAAAUAAAAGGUAACCACGUGGUGCUAAGAAUAAAAAAAAUAUCUAAUAUUUUUUCUGUCAAUCGAAUUUCUU
Molecule: messenger RNA, 4567 nt
Organism: Spodoptera litura
Lineage: Eukaryota; Metazoa; Arthropoda; Insecta; Lepidoptera; Noctuidae
Product: zona pellucida domain protein papillote
Source: RefSeq, a predicted model, not a curated record